CUUUGGUGAGAGGACGUCAAAACAGCAAUGCCAUGAUCACAAGGAUUAAUUUGGAUCCGAAGUGGGAGCGCUGAAUACAACACGAAGGAUCAGACCGCUCACAUAGGUUACAUAUGCUACCAGGAAUGAGUGCAGGAUGAGCAGCACUUUUGUUACAUUAGCUGAAGUACUGGAGGCACGAGGGGGACCUCUGCUGGAGGAGGAGGUCUGGUCCCUGCUGCUCGGCACUGCAGAGUCUUUAGUGGAUGUCUCCUAUAAGGGUCACAACAAUAUGUGUAAUAUCAUAAGCCCCACCUCCUUGCUGCUGUCAGCCACUGGUACCUUAGCAUUUAAGAACUGUGGCCUAUCAGAUGAUGUUUCCACCUUCACUGCUCCAGAAAUGCUGCAGGGCCGUGCCAGCUCAACCAAGCCUGCCAUAGAGAGGAUGCUGGUGUAUUCACUGGGUAUGACUCUCUACUGGUCAGUUGAUUUUCACCUACCUCAAAAUCAGCCAGUCCAGUUGAGUGACCAUCUAAACAGCCUCCUCCUGAGCAUGUGUGAGGACCUGGCCCACCGCAGGGUAAAUCUCAACUCCAUCCUGGAAGCCUGCGAAUCUCAGCAUAAAGCCUCCAUCCUGCCACCGCCCGCCAAAGUCAUCAGACAGCUGGUGGAGGAAGUUUUUCAUGAUUCAAUGGACCACGGCUCUCUGCCUGACAGUAACGUCCCUUUGAGUGGCAGGAGCCAGAUGAUCAGAGAGAGACUUCAUGGAAAGAGAGGGCCAUUUUCAGACUUCAGCGAAGGGAGUGCUGAAGGGAGAAGAUACUCAACGGACUCUGACUCCAAGUCAGGGAGUUUACCUCAGAGACCUUGGAGACAAAGACCAAGGAGCUCUCCCACACCACUGUACCACUCGUCUUUAGACAGACUCCCUCGUGGGGUUCGUCACCGGGACAGCAACUGCAGUUGGCUUGGUAGGAGCCCCCACCACGACAUCUCUCCCAAAACAUCAGGCAGAUCUCACAGUCCCUCCAUCACCUUCAGCGAGUCAUCGCUCAGCCUGAGCCAGAGGAAAGCUAAGGCUUUGGGUCCUGAGUUCAUCCGAAUGCCGGACGAACAGCAUAUCGUCCUGGAGCUUCCAGGAUCUAUUGUGUCCAGAAAGGGCCGCUCGUGUUCGUCUCAGAGAGAAGUGACCGUGGUGCUGCCGAGCGGACAGUACGUGGUCGUCCGCUGUGACAUUAAGUCCAGAGCAAGAGACGUGUUUGACAUGGUGGUGGCUCAUGCAAACUUGGUGGAACACUUCUACUUUGGUCUUGCCUUCUUAGAUGAUGAUGAAUAUUUCUUUUUGGACCAUGAAACAAAAAUCUCCAAAGUUGCACCUGACAGUUGGAAAAAAGGGCAGAUAUCCUCCUUUUUGGUGUUCCUGCGAGUCAAAUUUUUUGUUGAUGAUAUUUCCUUCAUUUUGCACAGACUGACUCGUCACCAGUACUACUUACAGUUCCGUAAAGAUAUCUUGGAGGACAGGCUUUACUGUAACGAGGAGACAGGCUUGUUCCUAGCUGCUCUUGCUCUGCAGGCUGAGUUUGGGGACUACAUGCCAGAGUUGUACGGUAAAAAUUAUUACCAGCCAGAGCAUUAUGUGUCCAAGAGGAUGCUAGAGAAGCUGGCCCUGCCCAGUGUCAAGGAAGAGUUGCCAAGACUACAUGCAAGUCAUGCCCAGAUGCUGCCUGAAGAGGCAGAAACAGAGUACCUGAAGAUUACCCAGCAGUUACCUGAGUAUGGCGUUAUGUUCCACCGCGUGGGGAGAGAGAAAAGGCCGGUGGUGGGAGAGCUGGUGUUGGGAGUCUGCGUCAAAGGAAUCAUCGUGUACGAGAUGAAGAACCACGUUCGGACUGUCACCAGGCGCUUCCUCUGGAGGGAAACCGACUCCAUAUCCACUGGGCGGCGUAAACUGAUAAUAGAGUGUGGCGGGCCCAGUGGGAAAAAGCACAGUUUUGUAACAGAAAGUUCAAAAAUAGCACAGUACCUCCUGAACCUCUGCUCAGCACAGCACAAGUUUCAUAGCGAGAUGACGUCACGACAACUUAACCAUACCAUGAUACCAGAUGAAAACAUCGAUAAGUACAUGUCUAUGUACCGGGGUCGUAACAUGAACCUGAAGCGGAUAUCCUGCUCCGAGGGCAUGUUGAACCAUGUAGGUCUGACACCUGGUCAACCAGACUCCCUCUCCAAGUCCUGCGACGACCUGACUGCCAAGCUGGAGGCCCGACUCCGCCAGCAGAGAGAGAUGAGGAGGGAGAUGAGCAGAGACCUGAACAAGGAGCUCUCUGAAACAGGAGACCUCAGGGACGUGAAGGAUCGACAGUGUUGGAGCACUCCGGAGCCGAUUCCCAGAAUGAUGUCCAGUGUCUCGCUACAGAAGCAGGACUCUGAUGCCUCUUCCUCUGUACGAGUCGAUACACCAACCAGGACCCCACCAGAGAGAGAGAUAGUCUGCGUGAACCUGAAGAAAGACCCCAAACUGGGCUUUGGCUUUGUGAUAGUGGGAGAGGACAAUACAGGUAAACUUGACCUUGGGAUCUUCAUUGCUUCCAUUGUGCCUGAUGGACCUGCGGACAGAGAUGGACGAAUCAAACCCGGCGGACGUCUCAUCUCCCUAAACAAGACUAGUUUGGAGGGAGUGAUAUUCAGCGAUGCUGCUGCCAUCCUACAGAGCAGCCCUGAAGAGGUGGAGCUCAUCGUGUCCCAGCCUAAACAGUCCCUGAAGGACAGUAAGAGUUCCUUGAGUCAAAGUACUCUGGGUUUGGCACUGGAGAGGAGCUUUGGGUCACAAACCACCCUGAGCGGCGCAGAGUACCGUCCUGCCGUGGAGGAGCUGGAGGAGGCCAUCACUCUGUCCAACAUGGCAACCCCGAAGCAGAGCAAGAGGCUUCACAUUCCUGUCGUGAGAAUACAUGACGCCCAGGAUGUGUGUUCCAGGUCCCCGUCUGUCUUAAGUCUGAAAAGUGGAGAGCGGUUUAUAAUGGAGCUCAGGAAAAGCAGUGGUAGUCUUGGCAUCAGUGUUGCUGGAGGAAUAAACACUAAUGUGCGUUAUGGAGGCAUCUACAUCAAGAGUCUGGUGCAAGGAGGCGCUGCAGAUCAGGACGGGCGCAUUCAGAUCGGUGACAGACUGCUGGAGGUUGACGGGUCCAACCUGAGGGGCGUGACUCACCAACAAGCUGUCGAGUGCCUGAAGAAGACCGGGGAGGUGGUGAACCUGCUGUUGGAAAGGGAGCCCACUGUAAUCUUGGAGCCCAGGCCGGACUCAUCCUGCCCCCCCUUGGUCCACAGUUCAUCAUACAUACAGCCCCCCAGGACUGAGGUCUCCAUGGAAACGACCUUGAGUGGUCGAGCCAAGGACUACAGCUUUGUUACUGAUGAAAACACCCAUGAAGUGGUGCUGAGGAAGAGUUUGUCUGGCCUUGGCUUCAGCUUUUACAUCUCACAGCUGCACUCGGGGACGGACCGGGGGAGUUUGGUCCGCAUCAAACGUCUUUUCCCGGGUCAGCCAGCGCUAGAAAGUGGCCUGCUGCGAGAGGGAGAUGUCAUUCUAUCCGUCAACAAAGAGCCUGUUAAGGACCUCUCUUACCAGAGGGUUUUGUUCUUGCUACGUGGCGCUCCAUCUGAAGUUCAUCUGCUGAUCUGCCGACCAGGUCCUGGAGUACUAUAUGAUAUAGAUGACAACACACUGAGUCCUGCACCCGUCCGUGAGGCUCGAUCCCGGUCUCUGGACAUCCGACUCGGAGAGGACUACAGCCAGCUCCUUAAGUUUCAAUAUGACAUCAACAUAACUGCCCAGAAGCAAGCCCCCACCCAGGAGGAAGAUCUGACCAACACAGCGGAGAAAAACCCAGAACCUCCUGCAGAUUCAGGACUCCUGGAGAGCAAGGAGAGUCAGGACAGUGAAGUGCGGGCCCACCAGACUCCUCCGUCUGCUCCUCGCUCACCCCCCUCACCCACGUCACCUCCAUCGCCUCCAUCGCCAGUCUCACCAGCAUCACCCGCCUCGCCAGCAUCACCCGCCUCGCCUUCCUCCCCUAUCUCUGGCUCUCCACCAGCUCCACCAAAGUCACGAUCAGCCGCCAGGAAUCUAGAGGAUCAACGGGAAGGAGAAGCAAAGGAGAAGAAAAAGGACGGGGAAGAGGAGGCUGCAAGGACAUCCAGUUCAACUGUGAUGCUUAUGGACAUCUGUCCUAAGACUGCAUCAAACUCAGUGUAUGCCAGUGGUAUCAGGGAGGAGGCAGAUGGAAGUGUGACCUACUGCCUCAUGGGAAAUGGACUGACUAUCAUGGCAGAUGAAGAGUACCUGACCAUCAGCUCCACUCUGGAGCCUUCUCACAGCUUUCCCUCCAGUCUGGCCACUCACACCCCAAUCACAUCCCGCGGCUCCCAAACCUCCAUCACCUCUUCUAGUUUUAGUUCUCAGAAUCCGAACCUCGGCCCUCACGUCCCCACGACCACCAUCGCACCCCUCAGCAUCUCGUCAGACACCCCGACCACUUGCUCCCUGCCCCACCAGUCUCAGCCACUCACAACACAGCCACCCAAAGCCAAGCAUCACCCUAUCCAGCAGGGGCUUCUCCCAAGUCACUACAAAGCCUUUUCCAAGAACAGCCGGCCUGUGGUGCCUCCACCCCAGCCCCCUGCUCUACCACUGACCCCCAUUACAGCCCAGAUCAUCUCCUCUGUGCCUCCCUGUGUCAGUCCGCCUGCCCCGACGCUGACACCCACAGUGCUAACCCCUCCUGUCCAGAGCCACACACAGCCGAGGGAAGAGCCAGAGAAGAAAGAAAGGGAAUACAAGGAUGAUGACGAUGAUGACGAGGAAGACGAUGAGGAGGAAGAGAGUCGAAGGAAGGGAUUGGUAAAAGAGUUUGAACUGACAGUGGUUCUGACCAAGUCCAGGAGCGGGAGCUUUGGGUUCACCAUCACUCGAAGCAAGAUAGACAACUGCUACUACAUACAGGAAAUACUGGACAACCCAGCCAAGUCAGACGGACGUCUCAGGGCGGGAGACAGACUCGUCACUGUAAAUGGGCAUGAUGUUACCAGUGUGGCAGAUGAUGUUGCCAUGACGAUUCUCAGGUCAUCUCCGAGAAGACUGAGCAUGACCCUGGGCAGGGCAGUUACCAACCUGGUGGCCCCGCCGCCCUGCGACAGCCUGCCUGAUAUCGUUCUGUACAAGACACCUUCAGGACAGCUGGGUAUAAAGCUGACAGGAGGCAUUGGCAGCAAAUGGCAGGGCAUCUACUGUCUGGAGGUGGUGCCAGGCUCCCCAGCCAGCGAGGAGGGGAGUGUCCAACCCAAUGACAAGAUCCUCUACAUCUGUGGCAGGUGCACCCUGGGUAUGACCCUGGAGGAUGCAGUCAAAGCCUGUGAGAUCGCUCCUCGUAAAGUUAAAAUUAAAAUCAUCAGAGAGGACCAGCCAGUGACCCCCAAGGCCAAGUGGAACGGUCUGUUUGACUGGAAAAAGGAUAAGAAGUCCUUUGCUCGUUUCGAAGAGUCUGUCUCUCCAGAGAAAGACUCUCCUAUCGAAGAGGCUGAACCUGUGUGUAGGACUGCUGGUAAAUUUAGAUGUCUCUCUCUCACCCAAGAACAGGACAGUUGCAUCAUGCAAGUGGAGUUCAAAAAACCAGAAGGAGGAGGCCUUGGCUUCGCUUUGGUUGGAGGAACCAAUGGCAGCAUGCUCAGAGUGAGGGAAAUCUGCUCUGGUGGAGUAGCUGAGCAGGACGGUCGGCUGAGAGUGGGAGAUAUUUUAUUAGAGGUGAACGGUGUGAUCGUGUCCGGCCUGAGCCACAGCAAGGUGGUGGAUAUCCUGCGUAAAGCUGAGGGCACUGUCCAGCUCACCAUCUGCAGAGACAUCCUGCCCAUGACCUACUCUGAAUCACCCACACCGCCCAACAUGUCCGCUCAGACGGAAGCUAUUUUAGCUGAGCAGCCGGCUCCUGAUACCUGUUCCUCACCUGACAUCAUGCUGAAUAGGCCAGUGGAGCACCCCCAUGAGGUGACAUCAGACCCUGUGGCUCAAGAAAUAGGUGUUGUCCUAACUUCACCACCACCUCCUCCACACCGAUUGACUUUGGUAACAGAUGAGACUGCAAUUAAACAGGAGAGCUGUAACAGCACCCCUUCUCAUCAAGCUUGCUGCCCAUCCCUCAAUGUCACUGACAUGUUGCAUGGAGCUUCUGACAGGAAACAAAUUGUGACCAAACUUUUGGACCAGUCCUGCAAAGACAUCCGGAAAACCCAGUCAGACGGCUGGAGCAGUGAAGAAGAGGAUGAUGAUGUAUUUGACGCCACCAAUCAGGAAAUGACCUCACCCCAAACAGGCCCACCCAUAGUAUCAGAGGAGGAACUGGCCAGUUUAGCUCUCAUUAGCCCGGCUAAGAGCAGCCAGUAUUCAGGCUCCAGGGUUAAGGCUCUCAUUCAGAUUCUGCAGCAUCAACUGGACCAGCAGGAACUGGUCAAAGAGUUCAUGGCUCUGGAGCAUCUGAAGCCCUCUGACAACUGUCAGGUGGGAAAAGCCCCCGAGAACAGAGAUAAGAACCGCUACAGAGACAUCCUGCCCUAUGACAAAACACGUGUUGCCAUUGGAGAGAACCAGGACUACAUCAAUGCCAGCUACAUCCGCAUGCAGGUUGGCAACGAAGAGUUCUUCUACAUCUCCUGCCAGGGCCCUCUGCCGUCCACAGUGUCGGCCUUUUGGCAGAUGAUCUGGGAAAACAAAUCUGACGUCAUUGCCAUGAUGACCCAGGAAGUGGAAAGGGGAAGGAUCAAAUGUCACAAGUACUGGCCAGUGAAGCUGGGCGUGCCUUUGGACACCGGCAAGUACAAGCUUCACCUGGAGAACCAACAGUACCUGGAUUACUUCCACAUUAAGGUCGUCCGCAUGGUGGAGACAGAGACCGGUGAGACACAUUUUGUCCGUCACCUGAAGUUCACACACUGGCCUGACCACGGUGUGCCACAGUGCUCUGAGCAGCUGGUUCGUUUCAUCCGCUACCUGAGGGCGGUGCACCACAAGGGGCCAGUCACCGUUCACUGCAGCGCCGGCAUCGGACGCACCGGAGUUCUCAUCUGCACUGACAUUGUCCUCAGUCUCAUUGAGAAUGAUUUACCUAUUAAUGUGAGCGACAUUGUCAAAGAGAUGAGACUUCAGCGGCAUGGGAUGAUACAAACCAAGGAACAAUACCUCUUCUGCUACAAAGUCUGGUUGGAGGUUUUACAGGGCAUUUUGCAGCUUCACGGCAACCAAUGGCAACCGGAAAGUCCUCGAGACCACAAAGUAGUUUGAAUGUUUCCACUUCCACUUCACCUGCCUGUAAAGCACAGGCUGUGUGUGUAGAACCAUGUGCAGUCUAUCACAGCACAGACUGGUGAUACCUUUUCUUUGGCUGUAGUUAGUUUAGUUAGCUGUAAUAUGAAACUUGUACUUCUCUGUUUUGAUACUUUGUGUUGAGGCCUCUUGGUUAGUUAUAAGGAUUUCAACUUCUUUCUUUUUUUUUGUUCUUAUUUGUGCUCUCGGUGCUGUGAUUAUGUCAAUUUAAUUUAGAUCACUGAGGUUGUUUUGCCUUUUCAGGCUUAGUGAUUUGCCUUCUGUCUCUAGCAUCUUGCUUUUUAAUUUUUGUGUUACUAUUUGAAUGUAUCCCAUUUAUUUUUCUCCAUGCCCUUUAAUUUGCAUAUUGCAUUUAUUUUUAACAGUCAUAUUGCAUGGAAUUUAAAAUCUGGUAAUAUCCAACAUCUUUUAUCUGGCAGUAAUGUCACCAAUGUCAUCAAAGUGCACAAGUGUAAGGUCAUCAUACCAAAGUUAGUAUCUGUUUGAAACCUUGAUGAGUAGUAUUUGAGUAAGCAUUGUGUUAUCAUUUCAUUAAGUGCAUUUCUACCCUUGAGAAAAGGGCAUUAGCAAAAGAACAUUAUUGAUUUUUCAGUUCAUCAUCUAAGGAAAUGAAAAGAAUCAAGUGCCUUGGAAUGACUCAUACCGCUUGCUCCAUAUCGACCCCAAGCCACUUGUCACAAGCGGUUGGGGACGUGGAGCAAGAAACUGAUUCGAGAGCACCCGUUGGUGGUUCGCUUGAAUGUGCAGCUUUCAGUCUGUUUGUGGUUUGAGGUGGAUGUUUGGUUGAUCCAAACCAGAAGAGGAUUACAUCUCACAUUUUAGUUAGUUAAAUUAUAACUUCGAAAAAAAUACCGCCUGUCAAUCUUUUUUUUUUUUUUUUUAUUUGUGGGCCCAUUUUAUACAGUAUCACAAUGAAAGUCUUACUACACAUAAUCACAACUUGCACAUCCUAAUACAGAUAAAGAAUGGUUCAACGUAACAAAUUUUUGGAUAAACUCAUAAAUUUUCAAUUCACUCUUUUCUAAAAUUUGGACGAGGCGUGAACACUAAGUAUUCAGUUUAUUUUGUAAAAUGUGCAAAAAUGAUUUAAAUGUCAUUUAAAUAAUGAGUUGCUGGGCUUUUGGGUGUAAUUUGUUAUGUGACAACAUCCUUUAUCUGUAUUCCACAGCUAUUUUAAUACAAACUCAGCCAAAAAUGCAAAAAAUAUUACAAGGUUUACAAACUUUCCAUUUUGCCACUCUAGAUGUAUAUGAUGUACAAAGCAACAGAGCUGCAUCUCUAAGUCACAGAUCAAAGACGAUUUAUAGCUGCUGGUUUGAACCUCAACCUUUGGAUGUAACUGCUCGUAAGCUUUGUUCUUUUAGCUGCUAUCACACUCACACUCACACCAGCUCUCGUAUUGCAUGUAGACUCUUUAAAUACAGAAGUCUGAGCCUGGAGUUUGACUGCUGAAUGACUUGAACAUGAUCGAAAUGUGGAAUGUAACAAAGCAAUACUCUCCAUGAGGUGGGGAGGUCAGAAUGUCAACCUCUUACCCGAUGACAUGUUGGUAAGACAUAUGCAGUACUGUACCUUUGCCAUGUGGAUGGCUAUGCAGAGCCAUCGGCCUCUGUACUGUGUAUGCAACAUCUUUUCAGUCAGUGCUGGUCGGUUGGUUUCCAGCGAUAGGUAUAACACUCAAGUUUGUUUCGUGCAAGUUUGUGUUCUCUUUGAGAUGCUGUUGUUAUGUUUUCUCCCUCAGAUCUUGGAAAAAUUAUGAUUCUUGAAAGAACAAACAAAAGCACAUUUUGCAUUCAUCUGUGAAAAUGCACCUUGUACAGUCAAGCAAGUGCUUAUGCAAUAGCAUUGUGAAAUGUAAUAACCCUUAAUUGCACAACUGCUUAUUUAUGCUAAAUUAUUAUCUUGUCACUGUACCAGCCACUAUGUAACCAAUAACUGAGAACAAUGUAAUACCUCUCUCUUUAAUUAAAAACUAUU
Molecule: messenger RNA, 9328 nt
Organism: Seriola aureovittata
Lineage: Eukaryota; Metazoa; Chordata; Actinopteri; Carangiformes; Carangidae
Gene: ptpn20
Product: protein tyrosine phosphatase non-receptor type 20
Exons: 47
Coding region: 137-7309 (2390 amino acids)
Biological process (GO): protein dephosphorylation
Cellular component (GO): cytoskeleton
Molecular function (GO): protein tyrosine phosphatase activity; protein binding
Source: RefSeq, a predicted model, not a curated record